AUGAGCGCUUCGGUAGCUCAAGAGAAUUAUCUAGGGUCAGCCUCUAAGACCAGCAAGAUCGAAGAGACCGGCCGGAUCAAUCAAAAAGCAGACUCCACGGGCAAAGUCAUGAGCACCCACAAAUUUACAACACUCCAAGAUGCCACCCAACAAUCAGCUGCAAUGUUUCGCACAGAGCUUGGAUCUUCCUCUGAGCAGUUCCUCAGCAGCUGCCAAUCUGUGGAAACAUUCUUUGAUGUUAUUGCAGGGAUACGACUUCACCAGAUGCCCCAUCACAGUUCUCGAUGGGACAAAGUCCUGAAAUGGGCAGAAUUCUUCGCGACGCAAGUUCAGAUUUACUCCGAAAUGGUGUCCCAAUUUGCAGACCACGCAAAUCAAGCGGCACGUAUGAUUUGGGCCAGCUCAUUGUCUCUAAUUAAGCUGGGACCAAAACACAUUUCCAUGCUAGAAAAGUCAUUUGGAGUCUUCUACAGCUGUGGCCUUACACUCGGCUUUUUCCUUCGCCAUCAUGAGCCCUUACGCUCUUCAGAAAAACUUCAGCUUAUUACGGCUGCAUCCUUUGCUGAUCUACUAAAGUUGGUAACGGGCGUAACUAUUGACUACACCCAAAAGCAACUAUAUACUCGCUUUAGUGCACGUGGCUUCGAUGAGCGUUUCAGCCAGACGAUUGCCUCUUUCUUCUCUCAUGGUGAUCGCUUUACUGAUACUAUAUGGGCGACACGCCUGCAGAGCUUAGCGAAGCCCGGUGACAUUUCUGUUGAUCUCGUUCGAGACUUCUUAAUGCCCCAUGAUACGGUUACUCGGCGGCUCGCCGUGACUCGAUUCAUCCGAAGGCCGCGCGCAGACUACACCUGUGAAUGGUUCUCCCGACAUUUAACAGACUUUACCCAAGGCGAUAAAGCGACCCUGCUUGUCACGGGAAAGCCAGCCUCGGGAAAGACGGUCCUAUCUGAAUGGGUCGUUGAGCGACUUCAAUCCUUUCACGGCCGGCGAGCAUCAGAGGUGAUGAUGUACACAAUUGAUCCCGAUUUGAAGACCGAGAACACAUCACUGAAUGUUGUAAAAGGUCUUCUUCUACAAAUGCUGCAAUUGAGUGUAGGGGAUAAUGCGCUUUAUAAGUCGCUAUCUUUGGCCUACAAACUUUCCGUUACAGGCAGUUCUACUUCCCAGGUUGAAAGUGCAUUGUGGAAAGCCCUAGAAGGCGGCCUGCGCAGUGAUCGGAAUCAGGCCAUCAUCGUUGAUGGUAUUGAUGAUCUGAGUGGUGGUGAAACUGCUAGCUUGAAAUUGCUGCAGCAGCUUAACUCUGUCGUUUCAAAACAUAGCAUGACGAAAUGUGUUGUCUUCUCUCGACCAUUUUCUUCAUCCAUCUCCAAGAGCUACGGUCUCUUUUCUAUUGAACCAGAACAUACCUCCCAGGAUAUGCACUACGUCGCAGAAUACUCUUUGCCCACUACCCCGAAUUUUGAGGCGCUGGUUAAGGAGGAUCGUACAAGCCUCAUCUCAACUCUCGUGAAGGGGGCAGCUGGCUCCUUCGGAUGGCUACUACAGGCUCUUGAAAUUCUCAAAGCAGAGAAAACGCCAGAAUCGACCCUCAAAACUGCCAGAACUUUACCGAAGACGUUGCCCAAGCUCAUCGACCUGACCUUGGGGACACUUGAUUUCAAGCAUCGUGAGACAAAGUCAAUCUUGGCAUGGCUUCUUGCCGCUGAAAGGCCACUUCUCGUCGAAGAAGUUCGCCAAUUGAUGGAACUUGACACUUCAACUUGCACCCAUACGCCUCGUUCGACCAGAACCGAGGAUGAGGUUGUUAAUGCCCUUGGCCCGUUCAUUGAUAUUCGAGAUGGGUUCGUACGGUUUCGCCACAAUACCAUCAAGCAAAACCUUCUCGAUCGAGCAAAAGCAGUCACAGAUUAUAAGAACACGGGCCCAUUUCCUUUCAGCAUCGAGGAGGCUCACUACGACUUGACAAUUCGAAGCAUGGCCUACGUCAAGAUUAACUUAACACGCGAUAUGCAGCCAACACUAGAACCGCUGAGCCAUUACAAACUUGACGAGCUCUUCAAUUCAUACGAACUCCUGCAAUAUUCUGCGCGGUACUGGUCGUCGCACUUUGCGGCCUCUCCAAUGCACAAACCGACCACCAAGCACAAAAUUCCGGCCAAUUUCAAGACGUGCUUCCCCCACUCUACUCUGCUGGCCAUGAUUGAAGGUUCAUGCUAUCAGUUCCAAUUCCCAAUCACCGAUGCACUCAAUCACUGUCUCCACACCCUGUCUGUUCGCCGCUCAAUUCUUGCCGAGUCUUCUGAGCCGGUUCUCCAGACUCUUCUCAACCUUGCCCGCACAUCGCAGGUGACACUCAAGCCAACUGAGAUUAACGGGUAUUACUACGAUGCCUGGAAGCUAGCGAUAACCCUCAAGCUGACAACCGUUGCGAUGACUUGUGCUCAUACAUACACUGAGAUGGCCUCCUCCAUCACGGCAACAAAGAAUACGGAGAUCACCACUUGUCGAAUUGAGAUGUUGCAAUAUAUUAUUACAAUUCAGCGAGAAACGGGAGUUCAUGAACGCGAAACCGUUGGCUACUUGGAGCAGCUUGCUACCAUCUACAGUGAGACUGGCGAGACUGAUAAGGCCACUGCGUACUAUAAAGAGAUCUAUGAACUCAACGUUCGGAUCUACGGUCGCAAUGCACCAGAGACUCGCCGUUCCUACCAGAAUUUGACCUCGACGGUUCAAAAGUCCAACAGGACUGAUGAGAUCUAUAACAUCACAAAAAAGGACUACGAUGAGGCUCUCUACACCUUGCCCUCGACGGAUCCCAAGCGCAUCUCUUUGACCUGGGCCAUGAUCGAAUUAUACGAAAAGCGAAAGGACACUCGCAGAUUGGAGGAGACCUUGGUGACCUUAUGGCAAAGCCUAACUAGAGCCACCACCAGGGACACAAAGGUCCAAGAGAGCAAAAUUGAUGUUGCAAUUAGCUAUGUAGAGUUACUCAAGCACCAGAAGCGCACCAGGGAGGCAGAGAAUAUUCUUCGCACUCUCUGGAUCGAUCUCGAGCAAGAGGACGAGUCAACAACAACAAUUACUCGCUUAAAGGUUAUUGGUGAUCAACUACUGAGCGUUGGAGCAGUUGAUACGGCACGCUCGGUAUACGCCAGGCUUUGGGCUUACUAUGUAAAGAUGGGAAUGCAAUCAAGCGCCGAAGCAACCUCCGUCUCCAAUGCACUCAACCAAGUAACUCGGGAAACGACGACUGAAACUUCUUAUGAAGUUAUGACUCGGGUGGAGAUCUUCGAGACCACACUCGCAACAGGAAACACCGAGACAAUCAAUACGACAACUGUGAAGAAUGCUGUGACCUUGGUUGAUAUUUAUUAUCAGCAGGAGAACUGGAAAGAGGUUAUCAGAGUCGGUACCAUCACUCUGGGUAAGUUAUGGCCAGCAUUCAACACCAAGGAGAUCAAGGCUCCGUUGCCAUCAACAUACUACUCAGAGACGAUUGAGAUAAUCAACUGUUUGUCAUUCUCUCACGUCAAGCUUCACCAAAUUGAAGCUGCCGAGUCUAUUUAUCUGAGGGCCUUUUACGCUGUCAUUGCCACCCUUAAUUCUCCAGACGAGCUUCUAGACUCCUCAUCGACAACCCUGAUUGAUUUCUAUCAUACACACGGUAUGCUCGAGAAGACGAUAGUCAUUUAUAGAGAUUUGUCCGAAGAGAUCCAGAGACGUCAUGGCAAGACAAACCCCUUGGCCAUUAGCACGCUUUAUACUUUGGGUGAUAUGUCCAUGCAGUUAAACGACACCAAGGACGCUGAGUUCGCGUACCGUGAGAUCUAUACCAACCUGACUGAAGGAUCCGGCCUAAUUCACAGAGAUGCAAUCAAGGCUUGCCUGGCUCUGUGUACCAUCUAUGAGCAACUACGACAGUACUCGUCCGCCCACAAGGUGUACUCAUCAAUUUGGCAUACAUUCAUCAAGCAUGGAAAGGACUAUGAGCUGCAACCAGCAUUCGCUGAGAAUCUUUAUCAGAAGUAUGUCCGGAUCCUUAAGCAGGACGCUAAGAUGGACUAUGCGACGCUUCACCAGCUUGCUGUUGAUUACCGCAAGGCUUGUGUUAGGUUCUAUGGCACCUCGAGCGAAAUUACACUCAAGGCAACAUUGCAACUCGCCGGGAUCAAAGAGGAGUCUGACCAACACCGUGAAGAGGCUAUCAAUCUGUAUGAAGAAGCCGACCAGAGGUCCAGAGAACUCCCAGAGGGGGAGAUAUCCGAGCCAACCAUGGCGGCAAUCGUGGCAGGCCGGAAGAGGAUUCCACACCUGUACUCGAUCUCCAAACUCUCAACCUCCCCACGAGCACUCACUGUGUACUCGCAGAAAUUGCAGUCUGAACAGUCCAGGGAUGGUUAUGCCCAUCGCGGUGCAUUGAAGUGGCUGAGCCUUCUUUCUAUUGCUCAAGCUAGGCAAGGCAGCAAGGAGUCGUCAUUGAACGCUAUUCAUACCCUUGAAUCCUCCAUUUUUUAUAUUCUCAGAAACGAGAAGAGUUCUCAGCGACUGGCCGACUCGGGCUCUAAGAUUGCUGAGAUCUACUUGAAGGCAGGCCUCAAGCCCGAUGCCGAACAACUUCUGGGACAACUCCGCAGCCAGGCUGUCUUUGGGGUUUCCAAUGUAAAUCAGAAUCUUGGGCUCGCAGAAGGCGAAAGGAUGGAUCCUUCAACGUGGGUCUUCAUCGUCACAUUCGGCGUAACCUUAGCAGGCCGGAAAGAACCCGUCUCUUCUGCUAUGGCCGACUUGAUUAGUGAGCUCUACAUCUAUGAAGAAUAUAAUCGGUCAAUCGCGCAGAAAGCACCUUUCCUGGCGACACUGAGCUCUGGGUCGCGUCUCUUGCAGUUUACCAGAAGUGUCAAUGAUGUCUCGGGCACUGCUAGAGUUGAAACCGAUCUCCUCAGAUACUUCUCCGCCGGUUUAAACGCCCCAAAGACAAUUAACAAUGCCAUUCUCGCAGAGUUCUUACAGCUGGUCCUCGUCGAAAUCCAUAGACAGGAGCCCGACGUUUCUAUUUUGAAGAUCAGCAGUGAGGCCGUCAGUGCAUACCUAGACAAGGGUAGGUUCCAGGAGGCACACGAUCUAAGCUUCUUGCUCGAUCGCUUCCAGCAGUUCCAAGGCGGGUAUAACAGCCUCGAAAAGAUUGAUUUGGGUCUCCAAGUGGCACUUGCUCUUGCCGGCCGUGGCAAGGUAAAGUGCCAAGAUACGAAGAUCCGCACAAUGAUGCUCGAGCUGUCGCAAAGUAUCACGAACCAGAUCAUGAAGACGGUCCGUUCGAGUCAGAUCAACAUCAGCGAUGUUCCUAUCGACCUGCUUAACAACGUCUGCGGCUUACUCGGCGAUUAUCAAAACAUGGAUGACCUAGAGUGGAUCCUCACUGCGCUCUGGCAAUCACGCGACUCACAACCAACUUGGUCAACGUCUACCGUGGUGGGCAUCGGCCGUCGCCUUGUGGAGACGCAAUUCAGCCAUGGGCACCAAGACCAAGCAAUCGCCCUCUGUGAAGACAUUUGCUACAACCUACGGCGCGUAUGGGGCGCCCUCGACGCCACAACGCUCGAGAUGCACAUCCUGCUAUCAUCCUUCCACACUGCAGCUGGCAACUACCGUAAAGCCAUGUUGGUUCACGAGGAAGUGCUUCGCGACACCGUGUCCGACAAGGGCAGCGAGCUGCCUCUAGCAGAAGCAUCCAAGAUCGCGGUCCAGCACCUAGAACUCCUGAAGCGAGCGUACCAAAGACUCGGCGGCUGGGACAAGGAGCCGCAGAUGUAUGUUGACUUGUACCACCAGAUCGCUCACGUCUUCGGCUCCGAGGAUGCCUGGAGAAAGUCCGCGCCGGCGCCCCUGGAGAAGUGGCAGGCGAAGGGUGCGGAUAGUUUGGGCAUCUGGACCAGGCCCCAGAGCUUUGAAUUUAUUAGAACGAGUACCAGGAAGCACUCUAAUCACCUCAGGAGGUCGAGCAGGCCAUGGAACUUCCGGCCGAGUCACGCAUACAGCUCUCAGUCCGUCGCUAUAGCUUCAGGAGGCGGUUAA
Molecule: messenger RNA, 6072 nt
Organism: Venustampulla echinocandica
Lineage: Eukaryota; Fungi; Ascomycota; Leotiomycetes; Helotiales; Pleuroascaceae
Exons: 7
Coding region: 1-6072 (2023 amino acids)
Molecular function (GO): protein binding
Source: RefSeq, a predicted model, not a curated record